This is a messenger RNA of Dendrobium catenatum, 2741 nucleotides long. RefSeq names its product G-type lectin S-receptor-like serine/threonine-protein kinase B120. The transcript is spliced from 7 exons. Bases 43 to 2583 code for a protein of 846 amino acids. Lineage: Eukaryota; Viridiplantae; Streptophyta; Magnoliopsida; Asparagales; Orchidaceae. Gene Ontology annotation, biological process: recognition of pollen; protein phosphorylation. Gene Ontology annotation, molecular function: ATP binding; protein serine/threonine kinase activity. The record is from RefSeq and is a predicted model, not a curated record.
UCAGGUGUCGAUUUCUGUGCUGAGCUCAUCUGUUGAGGUUUUAUGGGCGGCCUUAACGACCUCAGCUGGUGGGCUCUCAUUUCUUCCCUUCUCAUCCCUCUUACCCAAGCAGCCAGCUUUCUCGAGUUGGGCCAGUCUCUCACAGAUGGCCACACUUUAUCCUCCUCCGGCGGCAGUUUCCACCUUGGCUUCUUCAGCCUAGACGGCUCCGGUAACCGCUUUGUCGGCAUCUGGCAGGGCGACUUCUUCCCUGACAACGUCGUUUGGGUCGCCAACCGAAAUUCCCCCAUUCCCCACUCUACCACCGUACUCUCCGUCUCUGGUGACGGCAACCUCGUAAUCGUGGAUGGCCAAAACAGAGUCUUUUGGUCAACCAACGUCAGCCUACCGUCAAACGACUCCACGGCGGAGCUGACGGACUACGGCGACCUAAUGCUCAACAGCUCCGGCGAUACGGCAUGGGAAAGCUUUUCCCAUCCCACAAACACCUACCUGCCCGGCAUGAAGGUUGGGUUCCGCCUCGACCCCGACUCGAAUCAGGUGAUCACAUCGUGGAAUACCGCCGGUGAUCCGGCACCGGGAAACUUCUCUCUUGGCGUCGACCCGUCGUCCCAGCUUUUUAUAUGGGAAGCCGGCCUACCGCGGUGGCGCUCCGGACCGUGGAACGGCCAGGUUUUUGUUGGAAUUCCCGGUAUGAUGUUUCCGGCCGCGUACGGAUUCACACUUAGCAAUUUCAUCCAGGGAAACACGGUGUAUUACUACACCGGCCACAAUAGCUCGCACCGUUGGGUUCUGACGCCGUACGGUACAGUAAAGCACUUAGUGUUUUCUGAAAGCAACAAAACCUGGCUUAAUUUAUGGGAAGCUCCGGUCACUGAAUGUGAAAAGUAUAACAUGUGUGGUAACUUUGGGAGCUGCUCUGAUGGCUCGACUCCGAUCUGCAGCUGCCUCAAGGGGUUCGUGCCUAGAUCGAAGACAGAAUGGGAGAGGGGGCAUUGGACGGGUGGGUGUGUUAGGAAAGUACAGUUGCAGUGCGACAGCAAUGUAUCAGCUGCCGGCGGUAGCCAGACUGAUAAGUUUUAUCUGAUAGAAGGAGUAAAGCUGCCGGAUUUGGGGGAUAAGGUUACUCAAAGAGAGGUUGUGAAUUUGGUUUCGUGUGCAGAGGUUUGUUCUAGGAAUUGCUCUUGCAGGGCUUACUUUUUCUUGGAUUCAAUUGGGUGCAUGAUUUGGGCUGUUGAUCUUGUCGACAUCAAUGUUUUCUCUACUGGCGGCAAUGAUUUGUAUCUGCGUGUUGCGGCGAGCGAAUUCAAUGAAGGUAACAAGAAAAAGACAUUGGCAGUAUAUAUUAUUGUGAUCAUAGUUUCAGCUGGGGUGUUUUUUCUUGGAGGCAACAGCUUCUUGUUCUGUAAGUGGAAGGGAAGAAGAGAAGGAAGUGUUACUUGUGAGUCUAUUUUCUCCUUGUUCUGCAAUUGGAAGGGGAAAAGAGAAGAGUUCCAUGGGAGAGCAAGGAAGAAAGAAGAAUCGAAAGAAUUUUCAGAUGCGAUUGAGAUGCAGGAUCAAGCAAACGAUAGAAAAUCCUAUGAAUUGCCUUUAUUUAGUUUCAGCACUAUUGUGGAGGCAACAGGAAGUUUUUCUCAAUCUAAUUUUCUUGGAAAAGGAGGAUUUGGCUCUGUCUUUAAGGGAAAACUUCCAGAGGGCCAAGAAAUUGCUGUAAAAAGACUUUCUAGGGGUUCAGGGCAAGGAUCAGAGGAAUUCAAGAAUGAGGUUACCCUCAUUGCAAAAUUACAACACAGAAAUCUUGUCAGACUUCUAGGAUUCUGUACUGACAAGGAAAAUCAGUUGCUAGUCUAUGAAUACAUGCCAAACAAAAGCUUGGAUGCUUUUCUUUUUGGCCCUAACAAGAAAGGACUGCUAGAUUGGAAGUCGCGAUACCGGAUCAUCGAAGGAAUUGCUCGAGGACUCCUAUACCUUCACCGAGACUCGAGAUUACGAAUCAUUCACCGCGAUUUGAAAGCUAGUAACAUCUUGCUAGAUGCAGAGAUGAACCCAAAGAUUUCGGACUUCGGUCUUGCAAGAAUCUUUAGAAAUGACAGCAAUGAAACAACCACUAAAAGGGUGGUUGGGACAUAUGGUUACAUGGCACCAGAGUAUGCAAUGCAAGGACUAUUCUCUGUGAAAUCUGAUGUCUAUAGCUUUGGGGUGCUGCUCCUUGAAAUUGUUAGUGGGAAAAGAAGUAACACAUAUCACUCUGAAGUGGACCUUUAUCUCCUUGCUUUUACUUGGAGGCUAUGGACUGAAGAAAAUUUGAUGGAUUUAGUGGAUCCAACAGUAAGGGAUUCAUGCUCACUUGAUGAGGUCUCAAGAUGCAUCAAUGUGGGACUAUUGUGUGUGCAAGAUAAAGCCAGUGAUAGGCCAACAAUGGCUUCAGUUGUUAUGAUGCUGGAGAGUGGGAUUAUUGCUCAACCAAUCCCUAAGAGACCAAAAUUUUCAUUUGAAACUAACUUUAGUGAUACCAAAUCACAUUCAUCUGAUAUAGGAUCCAGCUCAAACAACACUUCCAUCACCAUUUUGACAGGGAGAUAAGAGCUAGUGGUAAUCUUUAAGUGUAAACUGGAUUAAUUAUUUUGUGCGGUCAACGGACGCUGUCCAGAGGCAAAUCAGGAUGCGCCACAUCAUUUUUUUGUUGUGUAACGGUGCUGUAACGUGGCAUAUUCUGAUUCGCCUCCGGACGAUCCGGUGAC